AUGAUGUCACCAAAUGACGAAAUUGAGAAGAGAUCUACACCAUCCAGUCGUAUAUUGGAUAUACCGUGUAAAGUGUGCGGAGAUUAUUCCUCAGGAAAACAUUACAAUAUCUUUGCGUGCGAUGGUUGUGCGGGCUUUUUUAAAAGGUCCAUCCGCAGAAAUAGGCAUUACGCAUGUAAAGCCAAAGAGGUGAAUAUGUGCAUAAUAGAUAAAACCAGAAGGAAUCAAUGCCGAGCAUGUCGUCUGGCUAAAUGCCAGAAAGUGGGCAUGAACAGAGAUGCUGUUCAACAUGAACGAGGUCCUAGAAAUUCUACAAUACGAAGGCAAAUACACUUUGUGGAUUCUCGCGAUUCUUUAAUGCACGGUAGCCAAAUACCACCAAUGCCAAUUCCCAUGAUCACUCCUCCAUUGAAUCCGGUUUCUGCACCUCUUCAUUUCGGCGCGUCCGCUAGUUUUAUAUGUAAUCCGAUUUUUGCGGGUCGCAUCCAACACACCAUGGCGCCCUAUCCGAAUAUACCGUCGUUACCAUCUAUGAUCCAAAGCCAAUCUACUUUGAGUGAGCAAGCAGCUAGAUUGCUGUUUAUGAAUGUUAAAUGGGCAAAGAGUAUUGCUAGCUUCACAAGUUUACCAUUAAAUGAUCAGCAUAUACUUCUUGAGAAUAGCUGGAAGGAAAUGUUUAUUGUCGGUGCAUCCCAAUAUCUUCCAAUAGAUUUUGCUCAGUUAAUGCGGACAUUGGAUAUGUCAGAACGCAAUAAGGAUGAAACUGUGGCAUUUCUGAAAGAUAUAACGAACCUACAAAAUUCGAUCUUAAACAUGAUCAAACUAAGGUUAGAUCCGCAGGAGUAUGCAUACCUCAGGGGUAUGUGCUUAUACAAGACUUUUAUAACCGGCAAGAAGGACGAUGACGAACUUUGCCUGACUAACAGAAGCCAGAUUAUAGCAAUGUAUAAUCAUACACAACUCUCGUUUCAUUCUUACGUUAAUUCUAUGCAUCUAACACAAAAUGACCGAUUCACGCAAAUCACGGAUCUCCUUCCAUCGAUGGCUCAAGUCGAAGCAACAGUAAUUGAAGAUCUCUUCUUCAGAAAGACUAUAGGCCAAAUUCCUAUAGUGCGUAUCAUUAGUGAUAUGUAUAAAGCGCAAUAA
Messenger RNA from Nicrophorus vespilloides, 1146 nucleotides. Its product is annotated as nuclear receptor subfamily 2 group E member 1-like. The coding region runs from base 1 to 1146 and encodes 381 amino acids. Gene Ontology annotation, molecular function: RNA polymerase II cis-regulatory region sequence-specific DNA binding; zinc ion binding; nuclear receptor activity. The transcript has 3 exons. NCBI's taxonomy places the organism in Eukaryota, Metazoa, Arthropoda, Insecta, Coleoptera, Silphidae. The record is from RefSeq and is a predicted model, not a curated record. Gene Ontology annotation, biological process: anatomical structure development; cell differentiation; positive regulation of transcription by RNA polymerase II.